AUGAAAGAGUUACAACUGAUUUUCCCAACCGCUUUCACGGAAGAAGAGAUUCAAUUGAAAGCGAUCCAGGAGCGUUUGAAACAUUUGCGAAAGAUCCUCAACAAUCGAGUGGCGCCACUUGGGAGUCGAGAAGAUCGAGAAUCGCAAAAUGACAAGAACAGGGAUUUGGCGAAAAGAAAUUUCGAGCUGGCUUUGAAAACGGAGGAGUUGCGCAAGAAAAUCGCUUCUGGUGCAAUUACUUUAAAGAAAGCCGAUGACAAGAUGACUUUCAAGAGAGCGAAGAUCAGAAAUCGCAGCAGUGGAAGCUAUUCAGGAGAAGCUGGCGAAUUGGCUUCUCCUCCCGGCAUGAUGUCUCCUCCAAUCGGCUCUCCACCCAGUACCCCAUGGAGUUCCGAUGAUAAACCACCAGAGAUGGGAAAAGGAAAGAUUUUGUUCAUCAGAGGCUACGAUUUACAGGUGGAAACUCUAGAGUCAGCUUUUCGAAAGUUUGGCGAGAUUGAGAACACUCGAGUUGAGGAUCGACAAAGGGUAGCCUACAUGACUUUCAAAUCAAUGGAGGGACUCGAUGAAGUGAUUAAAGAGAUGGAUGGCAAUAUGGUUAACGGCGUCACUUUGCGAGUUUCCUACGCGAAAAAGCAAGGCACAACAACUUUCCGAAAUCCGGCCUAUAUCCCACAAAAUAAUCGCCAAACGACUCAAAGGACUCCAGAAAAGCGAGCUCAUUUCAAAAUGAGAGACGAGCAAGCGCCGGCGAUUGAAAAGUUGAUGGACAAAGAGCUACUGCCGCCGAUCCCGAAGAUCAAAUUCAAGCCGGUGCCGAAACCUCAAGCUACCGGCAACGAAUCACCGGAAGAGGGCGAGAUUGAUGAUGAGGAGAUCGAAAAAAGCGAUAAAACUGAAAAGGAAUCAGAAGCGAAGCGGGAGAUGAUGACAUACGAGAAUCCAUUCCUU
Mesorhabditis belari is the source of this 951-nucleotide messenger RNA. Lineage: Eukaryota; Metazoa; Nematoda; Chromadorea; Rhabditida; Rhabditidae. The record is from the annotation of a GenBank genome assembly.